Hordeum vulgare subsp. vulgare (domesticated barley) is the source of this 1650-nucleotide messenger RNA. RefSeq lists its product as uncharacterized. NCBI's taxonomy places the organism in Eukaryota, Viridiplantae, Streptophyta, Magnoliopsida, Poales, Poaceae. Bases 127 to 1368 code for a protein of 413 amino acids. The record is from RefSeq and is a predicted model, not a curated record. The transcript has a single exon.
UCCAACCCCAGUCUGGCAGUCUCCCUCCCCCCAAAUCGAAGCGAGAAAUUCCCCAAAAAGCUAUCCCAUUUUCCUUUCCAGCCGAGCCACCGGCGCCGCAGCCGCAGCCGUGCCCGCGCCCGCGCGAUGCCAAACGCGAUCCCGGCCUUCUUCCGCGCCUCGCCGGGCGCGGCGUCGGGCUCCGGCGCGGGGGCGGGGCCCAGCCUCGCCACCUCCGUCUACGAGACCCGCCUCGGCCUGGCGGCGCUCUCCUGGUCGCGCGCCGCGUUCGGGCUCAGCCUCCGCGCCGUGCUCCGCGUCGGGGCGCUCGCGUCCUCCUCCUCGGCCUCCGACUACGGCUGCUACGACGACGGCCCGGAGUUGGACGAGGAGGCCACCAUCGCCGUGCGCGUCCGGCCCUGGCUCUUCUGGCGGCGCCGGGGGUCCAAGCGGUUCCACGUGCACGACCGCCGGAUCGACCUGGCGUGGGACCUCACGCGCGCGCGCUUCGCCUCCCCCGGCUCGCCCGAGCCGUCCUCCGGCUACUUCGUCGCCGUCGUGGUCGACGGCGAGAUGGCGGUCGUGGCCGGGGACAUGACGGAGGAGGCGUACCGGAAGACCAAGGCCCAGCGGCCGACGGGCCCCGGCCACGUCCUCGUCUCCCGGCGCGAGCACGUCUCCAUGCGCGACGGAGGGCAUGGCCGCGGGCACAAGACCUGCGUCAAAGUCCGCGGCAAGGAGCGGGAGAUCUCGCUGGAUCUCGUCUCGCGCGGGCACGGCAAGGAUAGGGAAAUGGACAAGGACAAGGACAAGGCCGAGGUCGGCCUGUCGGUUUCCGUGGACGGCGAGCGCGUGCUCCACAUCCGCCGCCUGCGCUGGAAGUUCCGCGGCAGCGAGAAGGUCGACCUCGGCGGCGGCGACCGGGUCCAGGUCUCCUGGGACCUGCACAACUGGCUCUUCUCCGCGCGCGAGCCGGCCCUCACAGACGCCGCAUCCGUCCUCGCCGCGGCGUCCCCGCCUGCGCACGCCGUGUUCGUCUUCCGAUUCGAGCUGGGCGACGCCGGCGGCGAAGAGCGCGACUCCGCGGAGGCCAAGGAGAAAGAGCUGCUUGACAAGGCCAGGAGAGGCGGCGCCGGCGUCUUGUCAGGGUAUCUCGGGAGAUGGGGCAGAGGGGACUGGAGCGAGACCAGCAGCAAUGGGGAGAACCGGAGGAAGAGGGGGCAGGCGCGGAGGCUGGCCAAGGCAAGCUCAUCGUCGUCAGCAUCCGUUGCAUCAUCCUCAGCUUCAUGGGCGAGCAGCUCGACGGUCAUGGACUGGGCCAGCCCCGAGGAGGCCGAGCUGCACCGCGGCGAUGGCUUCUCGCUCCUUGUCUACGCCUGGAAGAGCUAGCUAGCCAGCCACGACGGCGUCGGCGGAAGCUGCCGGCCGGCCGGCGGCAUUGUUACAUUUGAUUGAUGAUUGGUUCUUCAUUCAGUGGGAGCUUCAUCUCCCGAUUGUUGUAAGUUGCAGUUGUUCUCCGAGCAAAUGUUCUUGUGCAGUUUUGAGUGCUGAGCUGAUAGAAUUGUUCAUUACAUCACAAUAGCCAAGGAUUUUCAACAGCUAGAUGAACCAUAUUACGACCUGUUUCCCGUCAAAUUCAAAUUUAGGUGGCAUAUUGCUGGAUUCUGUUAA